Molecule: messenger RNA, 11439 nt
Organism: Spirodela intermedia
Lineage: Eukaryota; Viridiplantae; Streptophyta; Magnoliopsida; Alismatales; Araceae
Source: the annotation of a GenBank genome assembly
AUGUUCUGGCGAAUGACCGGGCUGUCCACGGCCUCUCCCGUAAGUGCCUCUUAAGGUCGUCAGGAUUCUCCUCGUCUUGCUUGUCCAUUGGUUUUUGCCAUUAGUUGGCUGCCCAACCUUUGUCGAGUAUUGUCGUCUUUGUUUCUGAAUCUUCACGUCUUCGCCUUCUGGAAAUGGUCGAAGUAGAUGGAAUUCUAGAGUGUCCCCAUUUCCAUGGUUUCGACGUAGUCUGUGGCGAGGCUGAUCAUGGGUUGCUGUUGUGAAAUAAGUGGGGGCUACAGUUGGUGCUUUUGGAAAAUUCAAGCUUUUAAACUACGUGGCGAGAUGUGCUCCAUUUAUCUUGGUCUUCAUUUGCCAUGAUACAGAGAAAUAUACUUCUUGCCGUGUCACCUGUCUUGUCUUUCAUUUUAGGUUCAAAUGAUAGGAUGGAGUCCCGUUAUAUAUUGCCUACUAAAAGAAACUGGGAAAGUUUUUGUAUGCUUACACGCGCAAAAGAUGCAUCGUGCUGUCUGGAAGAUAAAUUUCAUGAUUUUUAAUGUUGAUUUCUGUUUGAAUAAGUAGCGUUUUACGGUUCGUCCAAUGUCUCUUAGUUCGUCCGCUUGAUUAUGCCUUUCAUAAAGUUGAAUUAGACUCUGUUUUCAUAUCUGGCCAGGUUUUAUAUUAUUUAUAGUGAAUUUUACAGCUAUUUCAGCAUAUUGCAUGGUACCAUUGGAUUUUUUUCCUCUCCCUGUAAGCUUUCAAUUUACUGAAAAUUGAAAAUCCGGAACCUAGAAUCUUAUUGGUUUUUUGUUGACAUAAAAGAUCGGUCACUUUCCCCCAUUAAAUGCCAUUAAUCUGCGAUCUCUUAUUUAUAUCUAUUCGUGGGUUUUAGACUGAAUUUCAUCUGACGGAAUCCUCAUUCAAUUGAGGUUUGUGACUCUGAACUUGUGAAUUGGCUGUCGGUUCGUUAGUUUUUUGCAUGAAGCAUGUGCUCCUCUGCUGAAUUUGCAUUAAUGAGUUGGACAUGAAAACGUAUUAGUCAUUUAAUUCGUCAAAUAUGAAAACGUAUUUGCAUUUUCUAACAACAUAUGUUGGAAGACGUUGUGCCGAGUUGAUGUCCAAGACAAACUAUUUAUACGCUGUUGUUUUAUGGCUUGUUUUUUCAUAUUACUUAUGAGUUCUCUAAAUGAGAGAAGAAGGGUUAGCUGAGUGUUGAGGAGCAGAAGAGAUGUUGAACAUUGGGCACUAUCUUAUUAGUUCGAAAGCCUAAAUGUUGUUUGAUUGUUGAUAUAGACUUGACAGAUGUAUCAGACUUUGUCGUCAAGUCAUCGGUCUCCUGAAAGAAGUCAAAGAUGGGGAUGCCUUUUUUUAAUGUUAUCGAUAUUAUUGCUUUGCUUUACUAUUUUUAUAGUCAUCAAGUGUAUGUUCCUCAUCAAUGAUGGGUUUGUUCACAGAUAGAUAUUCUAAUACGUUGAAACAUCUGUCUAGGUCUAUUUGUAGUGUGGAAGAUGACAGUUUAAAGUAGAUUUUAGAUCUCAGUAGCUUCGUGUCAGAUGAACACCUCGUACAUGGAUAUGAACUCUGUUAGAACUACCUAGGCAUGGAUUUCCACAUGCAUAUGCAAUAGAGUAGGACGCAAUAUACUACCCACGACAUAUUAUCUUUAAUGAGCUAAUGUAAAAUAUGCUGAUCUGCAUGUAAAUUCUUCACCAAAUGAUUCGAUCAUCAAUGGGCUUAUGCAAACUGACACAGUUGCUACAUUGCUUGUUAUUUUGAUUCAUUACUCCAAGAUCCCUGAUUUGUCAUGUUACUAAAUCUAAGGGGAAGGUUUCAUGUCUGUUGAUAUCUCGAAUGCUGAAACUUAACUGUAGAUAGAUUACUGUUGUGUACUUCAUGCAAAAUGCCAUACGAUUUUUUUGUACGGCAUAGUGAUGAAGCCAUGUUCUAGAAAACUCCGACAACGAGAAGUUAUUUUUUUUUCCCUGGUUCAUUGUGUAGUUUUGCCAAAAUUAUUUUUACGAGGUGUUGAUGUCAUGAUGCUCUCACCACUUAUUUCAGGUGGACUCUAUCUUGGACAAAGAAAAUUACACCUUAGAGGAGCUGCUGGAUGAAGAUGAGAUAAUUCAAGAAUGCAAAGCCCUAAAUACUCGCCUUAUAAACUUGUAAUUGAUUAUACUUUCCACUUGUCCCUCAAAGUGAUAGCUUUACCUAUUUUUUUGUUUGUGGUGCAUUUUAUCUAGGUUGAAAGACACAUAAGACAUGAUGUCAUUCUAACUAUUUUCUACCCUUUUUAAUUAAAUCAACCAAUUUAUGAGCAAUUUUUUUCUGCCGAGAACCUGGAAUUGGAUAGGUACAUGCUUUACCUGUAUCACGGAUGAAAAUUAUUUAUCAUCUGUGACGCAGAACAUUACAUUUUUUCUACCCAGGUAUAUUAUAUGUAAAUUAUAUGUGACUGUAAAACUAAAUAAAAUAUUGCUGAACUGAUACUAAACAGGGUAGUAUAGCAUCUGGUUAAAGAUGCUGAAUGCAGUGCUUUUGAAGACCUGUAUAUCCAUUUCUCAUUCCAAUGUCAUAAUGAAAAAUCAGAAAUGGCUGCCUUGACUAUGAGGGCAGCAAUGUCUGUGAUGCAGCCACAUAUGAUUCGGCGAUGUAGAUCUGGUUGACGACCACCUGGAGCAUAUGAUUUUUUGGACUUGUAAUUAUGAAACAUAAGUGAAGGGGACAAAUGAUUUAAAACUUUUUCAUUUUUAUUUCUAGCAGCUUAAGUCCAAUUACACUUAAUCCAAAAGUCUCAGACAUAUGACCAUAUUGACACCCGCAAAUGAUUGAACCCCCUAUUGAUGGUUUCCGAUUGUUUUGUUCCACCGAGUUUUUUUUUACUUCUGCACGAACCUGCUGCUUGGACAGCAUAAUGACACUUAAUUUCCUUAUUUUUAUUGUCGUAUGAAUAGAUGGGUUACUUGUUAUUUUAAAACUCGUCUUUCCUUUCUUUUCUCUCCUCAUGUUUGACCUCUUGUCGUAUCCAUUAUUAAUGUUUAUUUUCAGACCAUUCAUAUCUUGAGAUCUCUCUUUUUGCGAGUUCGUGGUUAUUCACCAAUGCCUUAUGCAUUUCCCCUGCUUGUGCAAUAAUAGGCACUGUCCUGCAGGAGUAGUUCUUCUGGUGAUUAUCGGUUUUGUUGAACAUUCAAAAACUUCUUUACUCAUCAGAAUGGAUUUAGUAUUUUAUUUAGUAUUGAAUUGUUCUAUACAUAACCUCAUAUAGGUGAUGGCUUGCCGAAUCUUCAUUUGAUAUUGUUGUAACCGACGUUGUUACAGUUAGCUCAAAGUAGUUUUCUUUCACAUUUUCCUGUGAUGACGGAUUAUUUGGUUGCAAUCCUUAUGACACAGCUUGCGGGAAAGGACUCAGGUCGAAAAGUUGCUUCGAUAUAUUGUGGAGGAAGCGCCUGAUGAUGCUGAAAAGAAGCAUUCUUUCAAGUAAUCUCUAUUUAUGUAUUACAUGACAUUUUUGCUGUGGAGCUCUUUUACUAUGAAGUGAUGUUGACGCCCAUUCUUGUGUUGUGAUGUUGUCCUGCAGGUUUCCCUUUAUUUCUUGUGAAAUUUUUACCUGUGAGGUCGACAUUAUACUGAAAACCUUAGUAGAAGAUGAUGAGGUCUGUUUGCUACUCAAUAUUAUUACAUGAUUUUUUUUUGAAUUUUCUCUUAUUCUAUGCCAUGAUGUUCCAGUGGUGAUGGUUGACACCUAAAUGUGAAAUAAGGCAUUUAACCUGCUUUUGUCAUUCUUGUUUCUUGAUGCUGUGCAGUUGAUGAAUCUUUUAUUCUCCUUUCUAAUGCCUGGCCAUUCCCACAGUACGUUGCUGGCUGGUUAUUUUAGCAAGGUAUCCUGGUUCCUUUGUAGCCAUAAUGCUGUGUAAUCAUAAAUAUUUGAAUUAGAGUGUAACAGGAAAGUUAGCAGUAGCACAUCAUUCCAUUUUCUGUUCUACGCUAUACUAAUUCACAGAGGUUUUUUUUGAGGGUUCACAUUUGCCACACCUGUACAUUUUCUUUUUCUCAAUUAAAGAUCAUGUUUCACCAUCCAUUUUGGUAGAAGGCAGACUAAAUUUUUGGAGCACUGCUUAUUUUGCAGGAUAAGUUUGUUCUGAUGGUGCCUUUUCUUUUUCUCUCCUUGUUAGGUUGUUAUUUGCCUGAUGUUGCGGAAAACUGUUCUUCUCAUGAAUUAUGUUCAAGUAAGUGUUAUUUUCUGUUGGUUCACUGUAUGGUUAUAAGUCUAAAGCAUUUUUCGGUGAAAAAUGUCCUUACAAAUCAGUGGUUUUGAACACAUUUCCUGGCCUAAUUUUUUAGUGAAAACUCAUGAAAGGGUGGGUUUGAGUGAAAAUCAAAAGUGUUUAUAAAGUAGAAAAGUGAGAGCGAAUUCCAUAAUUUCUGCUAGGUUUUGUUUACCAUGGGAUGCUUUCUUUUUAUUAAUGUUUGGCAUUCAAUAAAGGAUGUAACCAUCCACAAGAGUGGAAUUAUUUCGCAUUGUUAGGAAUUGAUCACCAAAUCUAUUUUUUUCUUCAAUUCUUAGUGCUCCCAUUAGAAGCUCUUAUUUACUUUUUUUAAAGGUGUAAUUGAAUCUAAUGCAAAUAAUAUGGUUUGCGUACAUAUACUGUACUUAUCUUAUUGUGCUUUUUAUUUCAUCUAGAUAUACAUUUUGACAUCCAAUUUUUUGUUUCAAACUCUUGACACUUUAUUGUUCAUUUACUAGGGCCAUCAAGAGAUAUUUCCCCGACUUGUUGAUCUUAUUGGGAUUACGUCCAUCAUGGAGGUUAGUGACGCUUUCCUUCAUCUGGAGCUCAGAAUUUUGCCUAAUUUACGAAAGCUAGUUGGGCUGUGAUUUUUUUGUCACUGUCAUCAGAAAAAUCUUAUUUUGAAGUCUGUCUCCGCCCUGUUUUUUUAAAAAGACUGUUGGAUUGUUCUGAUCAUGUAAAUUUUGUCAUUAUUUCCUUUUUGAAAAGGUUGUUUUGUCCUAUGAACUCUGCAGUUUGGUAACCAAAUGGCAAUAUUUUUCCUAUAGGUUCUGAUUCGGUUAAUUGGUGCUGAUGAACAUAUGUAUUCCAACUAUAUGGAUGCAAUGCAAUGGUUAGAGAGCACAGAUGUGUUGGAGAUGAUUGUUGAUAAGUUCAGCUCAUCGGUGAGUGUUACUGGCAUUCCUUCUGAUUCAGUCUUAGUCUAAUUUUUUGUUUCAUUUCGAUUUGCUUUAAUGUGAUGAUUUUAUCGAACAAACGUUAUCGUUUAUUAUGCUACUCGUAGUUGGGGCUAUCCACUGCAAACGAAUGUUAUUUUAACAUAUUAUGAACAAUAAAUGUUCUGAUGCGGGUAUUAUUAGCAAUUUCUUCCAUGUAAAUCUGUAGGAUUUGUAGAAACUUAGACUCCAAAGGUUCACAGUGGAAAUCUGAAAAGAUGUACAUCAGCAUCUAUUUUAUUUUAAUAUAGAACAGUUGCAGCAACCCUUCCAAAGCAAAACCUGUUAUUGUCCCGCUGAAAAAAGGCUCACAAACAUUAACUUUUGCAAUUUUUCUUAUACUGUGGAAACAAAGGUUAUUAUUUGCCAAGGCUUGGCUUAGGAAGUUAAGCUAUGGUAGGAGGACGAGGUGAUUGUUCAGCUCGUCGUUGAGCAGGCAAGGAAGGGCAUGACUUGGUGACGCUGUCAAUAUACUGAGACUGCAGGUUGAAACAUUCUUAGAAUUUAUGUCCAGCUUGGCCAUUCUUAAAUGCCAUAUUCUUUGUCUUCAAUCAUAUUGUCUGCGUUACGUAGUAAUGCUCUUGUUUGGGAGCUAUGCUCCAGAUAUUUUAGUUAUUAAUGAAACAUAAUGCUCUUGUUUUGGAUUUAAUGCUCUAGAUCCAUUAGUCAUUACUUAAAUAUCAUGAUCCUUUUCAUCAUUAUAUAUUUUUGGAAAAAUAAAUAAAAUAUUUAUCUUGUUGGUAACUGCCUGUAGGAUUGUCCUGAAGUACAUGCAAAUGCGGCAGAAACUUUGUGUGCCAUAACUCGCUACGCCCCUCCGGGGCUUGCUGCGAAAAUUUCUAGCCCGAGGUGCUUUUCUUUUAUAUGUGAUGCAUAUUAGCUCGUUUUGCUACACCCAGCCAUUUAUAUUCAUGAAUUUCUAGUAACUAUUAUUUAACCAUGUUUCAGCUUUGUGGGGAGGUUGUUUCGUCAUGCAUUGGAAGGAUCAAGACCAAAAUCGGUAUUGGUUCAUUCAUUGACUGUGUGCAUUUCACUGGUAGACCCUAAGAGGUUAUUAUCAACGUCGUAUCAUUCAUAUCGAAAUUAUAUGAGUUACGGAUCAUCAGUAUCUGCUAAUCCGGAGAUGGUUGAUGGCAUGCUUGAGAAUAUUGGUAGGUUCUUGCUUCACUCAUUAUUUCCUGCUUUGCUGUAUUGCUGUUGCUUACGUUCAUGCUAUGGCUUUCUAUCAUCUGUUUUUGAUUUCUUAUUUCCUACUGGCCGAAAGCCAUUUUCUCGUAUUUUUAUUAUACAUGCUGGUAACCAUCUAUUUUUUUCAUCCUCUAUGAUGACACAUUGAACCGUAAUUGAAAUGCAGUAAUUUAUUGAGCAUGUAUUACAUGCUAAGGAAUUGCUUAUUCUGAGACGAUUUUGGAGGCACUGGAAGAGGUUCAAGAUCGCUUUUGAAGAUCAGGUGUCUCAUGGAAGCAGAGAUCGUAGUCUUGGGCCUGGAUUUUCUGACUAGAUUGAGAUCACGAUUUUUCCUAUAUCCUUGAUUGAGUGGAAUCUGAUAAAAAAAAAACUGUUAAGUGAAGUAUACGCUAGAAAUAGGAAAACAAUAACUAGACUCGCUAAAUUAAAGCUCUUCAGGCCUUGCAAUAUUUGAGUCCUUCCACUUUGCAAGCUUUUGGUUCCUUCUGGGUUACACAUCUGGACUUUUCCUCGAGUCAACCUAUGGGGUUUUCUGGACUGUGCCAUUUGGGAUCUUCAUAGCUUCCCCUCCUAUUCUACAUCUUGAGCCAUUUAAUUUGAUGAAAGUAGUUAAACAUCACUUUUUUUUUUUUCAUAUAUAUGUUUGUGUAGAAGAGACAUCGUUAUAGAAUCAAAAGUUCUUGCCAUCCCAUGUGAUAUACAUUAUGUCAUUAAUAAUGUUGUCUCAACAUCUUGGUCCAUUGGCAGGUCUAUUUGUGUUUACAAAAGUCAUCCUGUUUUAUUUUUAAGUAGUUUAUUUAAUUACUGAUCUCUUGUUGGCUAUUCCCUUUUGGAUAAUAAGUGGAUCAUUUCUUUUCUUUCGAGGGCAGUACUUAGGAAACUUUUACGAUCUUCUCAUAUGCCAGGUGAACUGCUGAAGUUGUUGGAUAUUUCUUCUCCUGAAAGUGUUUUACCUACUACGUAUGGAAGCUUGCAACCUCCUCUAGGAAAGCACCGCUUGAAGGUACCUAUCUCAUACAGUUUACCUGAAUGAAGUACAUGGCUAUUCAUUGAUUACUGGAAGUUUUUACCUGAUAAUAGUUGGAUAGUUUCUCUAGUUAAAAGUGGAUUAUGGCAUCUUCUGUUAGGAAUCAUGUUUUCUUUUUAAAAGAAAAACAUGAUUCCUAACACGCGUGAUUCUAACUUUGGUUGAUGUUAUGUAUUAUGUGUCCAAAAGAUUAAUACCUGAACUGAAUCUAAAAAAGGAUUCGGAUUAUUUCGUUGUAAAACAAAGUGUUUUAGAAAUAAAUCUCCUGCUGCAUUUCUGUAAUAAUUAUUAAUCAUCAUGUUAUACGGUUGCAUCGGGGUACAGUCUUCUAGGCUUAAUCUAAUGGUUUUUUCUAGGUCUCUUGGAAAUGGUCAUUUCCUUGUACGGGGAAGUUAACAGUUAUGGAAUCUUGUUCUGUACGUUUUUUCAGGUUGUUGAGUUCAUAGCUGUUUUAUUGACGACCGGCAGUGAAGCUGCUGAGAAGGCGUUGAUUGACUUAGGAGCCAUCAAAUGCAUCCUGGAUUUGUUUUUUGAGUAAGUUACUCUAUUUUUCUGGUAAAAUUCCUUUGAUUGAGUUCCAGUCUAUUACAAUAUACGUCUGGUGAUGAUUGUAGGUACCCAUUUAACAACUUUUUGCAUCACCAUGUGGAGAACAUUAUAGUCUCUUGUUUAGAGAGCAAGAGAAGUUCACUUCUUGAGCAUCUCCUUAAGGAAUGUGGCAUCAUUCGUAAAAUCCUUGAAGCUGAGAAGAAUGUCACAUUAGCAGCAGAUUCUAAUGGGGUAAUUCUCUUCACUGUCAGGAUUACUUUCAGCGCUUUUAUUUUUAUGUGUAGCUUUCUCCGAGUAUUUCGUAUGCUGAGCUUCUGAAAGCUUAGAAAUGCGAGUCUCCUUUAUGUAGCCAACAAAGUCCGCAGAAGGAAGAUCUUCACCAAGAACUGGCAAUAUUGGGCAUAUAACCCGCAUAGCAAACAAGCUUAUUCAGAUGGAGAGCAACAACAGUAUUAUACAAGCACAUUUGCAGGUUUAUUGCUGAUUUCUUCUUCUACGAAUCUUGGAUACUAGUGUAUCGUUGUAUUCUGUUCUUUCGUGGCACCAAUUUUAAAUGUUACGUAUGGUCAGGAAAAUUGAAUCAUGGGUUUUUGUUGUUAUAUACAUUCUUUUUAUUUAUAUAGUUAGACUUACUGAAAUGUCUUGUUCUUUCCAUGGCGAUUCUAGAAUGCUUUUCACCAUGAACAGCUUUCUAUUAAAGUUCGAUAACCUGUUGGCAUGUGAGAAACUUUGUUAGUAGCAGUUUCAAUUUAUCUUCUUAAGCUUCUGAAUUAUUUGCUGCAUUCGUAUUAUCAAAUCACUUAUGAUCUAUAAGAAAAUAUCCCUGUCGUUCUGGUUUUUUUUUUUUUUUGAAAAAAUCUAUUGUGGGCUCUUUGCAUUUUCUUUACUGGUGUAGAUAUUAAUUACUUAUUUUUUUUAUAAAUCAAAGUUAAAGCAUGAAAAAAAUAAUAAAUCGAACUUUCUUAGUAGACAUCUUUUCCAUUUUUGGGAUGGUUCAAGUGAACAGUGCAUUAUUCGUCAGGAUAAUGGUGAAUGGACUGACUGGCAUACCAAUGUCUUACUGAACCGCAAUGCUGUGGAAAAUGUCUACCAAUGGAACUGUGGGUAAGUUUUUUCCCCCUGAUUUUUCUCGCAAUAUUACAUUUCCUCUCUAUUAUUUUCUUCGGAUGAUGCUUAUGUGAUUGUAAAAUUAUUAUUAUUUUUUGGCUCCUACUUUUUAGUUGAGCUGUCUUCCGAAAUACAAAGAAUCUUCUGAUAGAUCAUGACAUGUUCUUGUAUACUCUGGAACUCGAGUAAAGACCCCAAACUUUUUUAUGUUCUUGUGAGGCGAAAUGAGCCUGCUUUUUUUUUUUUUAAUUUUUUUUUUAAAACAAGAGCAUUAUAGUAGAUUCCAUCAAGUAGUAUGCCUUUUAGUUGAAUCGUUGACAGGAGGUCAUCAGAAUGCCCAAUGCGAAGCAAGAUCAGUCUACAGAAAUCCAGUUGAUACCGAUGUUUAAAUCUCAUUGUACAUCUCGCAGCAUGUGAUUGCUAUCUGAUUAUCCAAUUUACAUGUCAACUGGUUUCCUUACCAAACCUUUCCCACAAACUUGGGUUUAAUUUUGAGACUCGGAUGGCAGAAAUGCUCGGUUAGUAAAAAAACUUUGAGGCAGGAUCAUCUAAUUUUGAACUGGUCAACGUUAAGUUCCUUCAGAUAGAACUCAGAAUUGAAGCUCGACAAGCUUGAAUGCUUUGGAAUAUCUGAAGUUCCAGCUGACUGUUCUAUAGACAUUCAUGACAUUCUCCACAGCAACCUCCAUGUCCAUUGAAUCUAUUUGGUGGUUAGUCCCCUAUCCGAAAUAUCAUCGACAGAGCAAUUGCUGGAAGCGGUGAAGAUCUGUGGUGGCCUCUUUUACUUAUUAUUAUUAUUAUUUUUGGCGAGACUUUGGAUCAUAAUCUUGUGUUAGUAUGCUUCUAUAGAAGGUUUGUGAAAUAUUUUUUCCCCUGUUUCUUGGAUCACAUUGGAUAGAUAAAAACCUUCAACUCCAAAACACAUGAUACUUCUCCAUGAAACUGUAUCACUUACUCAUGAGCACUGUGAUACACAUAGAUUUAUCCAUAUCUUUAUAUAUUUAAAAAUAUAUAUACAUAUAUACACGUAGAUUACUUCAUUAGCACUGAUACAUGUAAAUACAUUAUAGUAUAUAUAAAUAUAUAUUUGGGUAAAGAAAAUUCGGGAAAUUCAUGUGUUUUCUUUCAGUUUUGGUCACUCUUCCUCCCAUCCUCCUCACUUGUUCUGCCGUCGUUCAUGUGCUCUUCCUUGCGCAGCCGUCCGUCGGCACUGCAGGACCGCAACAGAGACAGCGACGACGAGGACCCCAGAGACAGAGACUACGACGUUGCGACUCUGGCGAACAACUUGAGCCAGGCCUUCCGCUACGACAUCUACAGCAACGACGACAUGGAGGUAUUCUCUCUUCCUUUCCAUGGCGAUGUGAUGCAGGGAGGCCUGUCAGAUACUGAAGGAUCAGCGUUCUUCAUGCAGGGACAUGGCCCACUCGAGAGAGACGACGAGGUAUCUGUGCCCUGCCCAAUCCCUCCCCCUUCCUGUCGAUAAUCUAUGUUGCCCAUCUAUCUGUACCCACACCACUUCCCCUCUCUCUCCUCACUGCUGGGCCUGCAGGAUGUCUACUUCGACGAUGAGUCCGCGGAGGUUAUCAUCUCUUCCUUGCGUCUGAGAGACGACCACCAAGACAGGUUACUCACCCUUGUUUCUCUCUCCUCCUCCCCCCCCUCUCUCUCUCUCUCUCUCUCUCUCUCUCUGUUUUAUGUCUCUACUGAGAAAGGUUCGUCUUGCAGCGGGUCUCUCUUCACCAACUCCAACUGGUUCACCUUUGAAGACGACCGGGCCGUCCAUGAACAAGCGACCAUCACACUCGGCGCCCCGUCUCCGAGCCCCGGCGAGGGAGACGUUGGCGGUGAAGAUGACGCUGCCGCGGCGGCCCUCGCUGACACGGCGACCUCCGUGCUGCAGCCGCCGCAGCCGGGCUCAUUGGCCGCUGCCACUCUGGAGAAUGGGAUCGCCGAGGAGGAGGCCGGAGAAGAAGACGAUUCACGGCCUGCUCUCCUCGCCGAAGAUGGAAAACUGGCCGAAUGGGUCGAGUGGAGGGAGACGUCGAACCUUGCUGGGCUGCCGGAGAAGGACCCACCGGCUCCUCCAAAGGUGGCGGCACCGGCACCGGCGGACGACAAUGAGGCGGCGCCGCCUGAAAUUUCCCCACCUUCUUCUCCUUCAUCAGGUAAUGACGAUGGGGCCACCAAACCAGCUGCUACCGAGAGCCUGCCCGGAGCCAGCAGCGGCGGCGAUGACCAGGGCUCGCCGGAGUCUCCGCCCAGCGGUGGGGACUCCACCGAGGAGAAGAAGAGGGAGACUGAGGCGGCGCCACGAGCCGAGGGCAGCGGGAGCGCCGCCAAGAAGGCAGGGGAUGAGGCGGAGGAGUGA